Messenger RNA from Xenia sp. Carnegie-2017, 2324 nucleotides. Its product is annotated as hemicentin-1-like. The record is from RefSeq and is a predicted model, not a curated record. Lineage: Eukaryota; Metazoa; Cnidaria; Anthozoa; Malacalcyonacea; Xeniidae. The transcript has 4 exons. Bases 75 to 2165 code for a protein of 696 amino acids.
GUUCUAUAAAACGCAUAUAAAACUUAAGAGAACCGUGCAGAGACUCGCAACAGCUUGUGAGAUAUUCAACAACCAUGAAGGGUCUGACAGUUUUGCUUCUUCUCUACCAAAUGGCGCUCGUUAAUUGUGCGUUCAAUCUUUAUGGGUCAAUGGACGACGCCCGCGACGCGAUAAUGUCAUUUUAUGAUCCUGUGCACAUCGAGAAAACGUCUCUUGCGAGGCCACCACCUGUAUUGAAGAAAGUGCCUUCCUCUGGCGGCGGUUGGAGAAGAAGAACCUACUCAAUAAGGAAAAAAUUCACUCGUAAACCAACGCUUUUGAAGAAGAAACGAGUUUCAUUAAAUAAAUUUAGAAUAGCUAAGAUGGACAUCAACAUGCACAUCAAGAAAACGUCUCUUGCCAGGCCACCACCUGUAUUGAAGAAAGUGCCUUCCUCUGGCGGCGGUUGGAGAAGAAGAACCAACUCAAUGAGGAAAAAAUUCACUCGUAAACCAACGCUUGUAAAGAAGAAACGAGUUUCAUUAAAUAAAUUUACAGAAGCUAUGGAGGACAUUGAGAGGGCCUUGGCCAAUGCUCAAUUGAUCAGACAGGUCCAGAAAUCAAGAUGGAUUAAAAUUGUUAAAGUGACACUUAUGUUUGCCAUUGAUGACACUGGGAGCAUGAGAGAAGAAAUUCAGGGUGCGAAGAAUUUAGCCACAGCUAUUGUGAACAUGCAGCGAGACAGAACCAGUGGAUUAUAUCUUGUCGCCUUUGAUCAGUAUGUUUUAGGCACUGGUCCGGUCACAUAUUGUGAUGAAACGGAAAAAGGCAAAUUUCUCAAUGCGAUUUCCUCAUUGACGCCUCAUGGUGGAGGAGACUGUCCUGAGUUGACGUUCACUGGUAUGAUUAAUGCCAUUGAUGAAGGUCCUCAGCCCGAUUCUCCACUUUACGUGUUUACUGAUGCCGGACCAAAAGACGCCAACGAUGAUAAAAUUAAUUAUUUAUCGGAAAUCGCCCAAGCUGAAGGACAUGUCGUGAAUUUUUUCUUUGUGAAAAACACGGGAUGUUCUAGGAAUGCUGACAUUACGUCCUUUCAUAAAAUAGCUGAAAAGACGACCGGUCAAGUGUUUGAAUUGCAAAAUGCGGCCGAAUUGAAUGCAUUGACCGGUCUUACUGCUACUUCGCUUGGCGGGACAGCGGUCGUUCGUAGCGUUAGUUACCAAGCCACGUCACGUAAAAAGAGAAGUUCGACAAAACAAAGUAAUACUUACACCAUCACAGUUGAUGAUUCUAUCGACACAAUGGUCAUUGCCGUAACCGCUGAUCAAAUUUAUGGAAGCGCGAAUUCUUGGAGUGUAUCGCUGACCUCUCCCACAGGAUCGCUCGUGGGCGUCACGACCAGCAGUUUAAACCAAGGGAGAAUUUAUCAAAUCUCAAAUCCGAAUGUGGGAAUAUGGAAUUUAGGAAUGCAAUCGAGACCGGACGUGAACUAUGAUAUUUCAGUAAAGGGAGUGAGUACAGAUAAUAUUGACUUCGAAGUUUAUUUUGUUCGAACGACCUCUCGUCGUGGAGUACGGACCACAUUCCCGAUAUCAUCUCCUAUAUUAGGUGUUCAAGCUGAAGCAAUUUUAACUGUUGGAGGAAUCUCUCAUGUCAACAAGAGCAGUUUGAGAGCAGAACUUGUGACGCUGCGUGGUGACGUCAUCACGACAACAAGACCAACGUCAUUGUCCCCAAAAGAUAGCAAAGGGAUUCGGCAUUCAUUCAAAUUCCAUCCACCAAAUCAAAUUUUCAAAAUUAAAUUGAAAGGUCUCACAAAGAAAGGCAAUUCGUUUGAGCGCAUUUCUCAUUCACCUAUAAAAACAGAAACAUUGAUAGUGAAAGUAUUGUUCGCAAGAAACGAUUACACAUUGAAACAAGGAAACACGUGUUAUAUAAUAUUCACUGUCCAGAACUUUGGGAACAAUGAGGUCGUCGAUUUCAAAUCGCUUGGAAACUUGGGAACAGUCGAAAGACAGUCUAGAAAGUUCGGACGCAUACGUAAAGGUCGGACGACAUCGUUUGCCGUCACGUUCCGAGGAAAACCGAAAGCCACCUCAGGUAUGACUGUUACAGUCGUAGUGUCUGUGACAGGAAGAAGUUCUGGUUCAGUAGCAACCAUGUCCGUACCAUUGCUGGUUGUUUAAUGAUUCAACGAAUGAAAACUUAUUGUAAUUGUUAAUAUAACCAUCUAGUUAGCAGCAGAAAUCUUGCAUUAUGCUUGACGGAAAUCGUGUUUUGUUAUAUGAUAGUAAGAAAUAAUUGGAUAUAUAAUAGUAAAUUAGUAAUAAAUACAAAGAGAAAAA